This is a messenger RNA of Tuber aestivum (summer truffle), 1205 nucleotides long. Lineage: Eukaryota; Fungi; Ascomycota; Pezizomycetes; Pezizales; Tuberaceae. The record is from the annotation of a GenBank genome assembly.
AUGACCAGCCCCCAAGAGUAUCAAAAGGAAAAAAACCCACCGCCGCCCCUUUCCCCGAGCGUAAGGCUGGAUCUUCCAAGAAGACCAAGGUGAGUUUAUUUCCCCAUUUAAUUCCUUUCUAUUUCUUUUAUAGGUCGGGUUUUUGAUGGACGGUGUUGUGAUACUUAUCUUUUUUACUCUUGAUGUUACCAUAGAACCCUCUUAUCGAGAAGCGCCCCCGCAACUAUGGCAUUGGCCAGGACAUCCAACCCAGGCGCAACCUUUCCCGCAUGGUUAAAUGGCCCGAGUAUGUCCGUCUUCAGCGCCAGAAGAAGGUCCUCAACCUUCGUCUGAAGGUCCCCCCGGCGAUUGCCCAGUUCCAGAAUGUCCUCGACAAGAAUCUUGCUACCCAAACCUUCCGCCUCCUCAACAAGUACCGCCCUGAGACCAAGAUUGAGAAGAAGGACCGAUUGACCAAGGAGGCUCAGGCCGUCGCUGACGGAAAGAAGAAGGAAGAUGUCUCCAAGAAGCCUUACGUUGUUAAGUAUGGUCUCAACCACGUUGUUGGAUUGAUAGAGAACAAGAAGGCGUCAUUGGUCUUCAUCCCCAACGAUGUUGACCCAAUUGAGCUGGUUAUUUUCCUUCCCGCUCUUUGCAGAAAGAUGGGUGUCCCGUACGCUAUCAUCAAGGGCAAGGCUCGCUUGGGGACUGUUGUUCACAAGAAGGUUUGUUGUAUUUCAUCUACCGCCUUGCGUACGCCGCUAACAUGAGCCAUUAGACUGCUGCUGUCCUCGCUUUCACUGAGGUCCGCAGUGAGGACAAGAGCGAGCUCUCCAAGCUCAUCACUGCCAUCAAGGAGGGGUACUCGGAAAAGUACGAGGAGUCCAAGAGACACUGGGGCGGUGGUAUCAUGGGAGCUAAGGCUAACGCUAAAGUUGGUGAGUAAAAUCCACUAUUCGCACUAACUUACAUCCGACUACUAACACAACCCCUUCGAAAAUAUAGCCAAGAAGCAGAAAGCAUUGGACGCAGCGAUCAAAAUCUAAAAAGGAAAAAAUUGGUCUCUCCUUGUCUGAUAGCGGAUUUUUUUUAAAAAAAAUGGCAGUUCUCUGUGGGGGGAUCCCGGAAGUUUUUUUCUUAUGGUGUACAUGGCAUGCAUGGGCGUUGUUUUCCCUUGGCUCUAGUAGCGAACUAUUCCACGGUCCCAAACCAAUUUGCCCGUACAC